This is a messenger RNA of Pundamilia nyererei, 1738 nucleotides long. It is a transcript of the gene dxo, whose product is annotated as decapping exoribonuclease. NCBI's taxonomy places the organism in Eukaryota, Metazoa, Chordata, Actinopteri, Cichliformes, Cichlidae. Gene Ontology annotation, biological process: NAD-cap decapping; nuclear-transcribed mRNA catabolic process. Gene Ontology annotation, molecular function: mRNA 5'-diphosphatase activity. Gene Ontology annotation, cellular component: nucleus; cytosol. The record is from RefSeq and is a predicted model, not a curated record. The coding region runs from base 68 to 1345 and encodes 425 amino acids. The transcript has 7 exons.
ACAUAAUAUAAACAGGGAACUUCUAACGUUAGCUUAGCAACCUCUGCUCGCUGUGCUGUAAAGAGCUAUGGACCCCCACAGAUCCAGCAUCAGCUGUCACAGCCAUCAGUCCUCGUACAAAAGACAAAGAGACGACAGUGGCAGAAGUCCUCGUGAGAAUAAACACUUCAGAACGAACACACAGCACCAGUAUCGGUCUGAGUCGGCUCUGGGUCAAAACCCUUUGAGCUGCAGGACUUUAAGCACGAGAAGAGAGCUUUAUGAAAGAGACUUUCCUGUUUACAAACAGCCUGUGGAAGUGGGAUGUUUUUCCCUCGACUCUGAGCGUAGAUUCUUCAACGACAGCAGGCAGAUGAGGUACUACGUGGAGCCUGACAGGAAUCCAAAUUUCAACCUGAGGGAUGGAUACAGGGAUCGCUUUAUAAAAAGAGACGACAGUGUGAAGGAGAGGCUGGACCAUAUUCUCCGGUGGAUUGUAGCCAAUAAAUCAAAGAUUAACCCAACAGGGGCAGCAGCCUCACCUCGCGCUUUAGAUGUCGACUUUGUGACAUGGCGGGGCCACCUAACUAAGCUGCUGACCACUCCUUAUGAGACAAGGGAAGGCUGGUUGUUAGCAGUCACCAGGUUCAGGGGCACAUUUUACAUCAGUGAGGUGGAAACGGAAGCUGCUCACAGGGAACGGGAGAACCGCACCGAGAGGCAUGAAGAGAUGAUGUACUGGGGAUACAAGUUUGAGCAAUACACAUGUGCAGACAAUACCCACAGUCUACCUGACCCUGGUGGAGUGGUUAACACCAACGAGGCCUUCUGCACUGUGGUGCAAACUCGGCUCGCGGAUCACAGACUGCUGUUCUCCGGCGAGGUGGACUGUCGGGAUAAAGAUCCCAAAGCUCCGGCUGCUCCUGCCUGUUACGUGGAGCUGAAGACCUCGGCAGAGAUCUGCACCCCCAAACAGCGCAGCAACUUCCACAGGUUCAAACUGCUUAAGUGGUGGGCCCAGUCUUUUCUCCCGGGAGUCCCUAGAGUGGUGGCAGGUUUCCGAGAUCAGGAAGGGGUCGUCGUUUCCGUGGAGACCUUUCACAUUUCUAAGAUCUCCCAUCUCAUCAAGAACGAGUACAACUGCUGGAAGCCGACAGUAUGCAUGAACUUUUGCUGCGAUUUCCUGUCUUUUGUGAAGCGUGUAGUUACCGAAGACAGUCAUAGAGUGGUGUACCUGUUCUCCUGGGAUCCCUACAAAGAUGUCACCUACUCUGCCCACAGAGACUCUCAGUAUUGCUUCCUGCCACACUGGUAUGUUGAGGAGAUGACGAGAAGUGAAGACUCCCAAUAUGAGCCUAAAGCAUAAUUUAUACUUCUGCACUGAAGUCUGAAAGCCUGGAGUUGAUUCAUUCCCUUCCAGUCAAUUAGAAGAGGAGGAAACAGGCCAAUCACAGUUGUUUUGAGGAAGGGAGGUGCACGUCAGCAUAGGAUAUUGUGACGUAAGAUUUAACCCUACGUAUCGCUCUGAUAAACUGAAUUGCAGAAGUAUAAAUUCCACCUGAGGCAUGGUCACGAAUGCAUCAUUAUCCUGUAGACCUCCAGUGGAGGACAUUUAACGUGGUAAACAUUUGCAUGAGCUCACCAAUCACUACUCAGUCUUCUGGGGGGAUUCUUUUAUUUUUUUAAAGCAGUGAUGAACUACAUUUUAUCUGGCAUGUAAUGAUCUAAACAAAACACAAUUAAAGAAAUCCAUAUUGUU